Ruditapes philippinarum (Manila clam) is the source of this 673-nucleotide messenger RNA. RefSeq lists its product as uncharacterized. The annotation marks the transcript as partial. The record is from RefSeq and is a predicted model, not a curated record. Lineage: Eukaryota; Metazoa; Mollusca; Bivalvia; Venerida; Veneridae. Gene Ontology annotation, biological process: protein phosphorylation. The transcript is spliced from 4 exons. Gene Ontology annotation, molecular function: ATP binding; protein kinase activity.
CAAGAUACCAGCGUCCAGAAACUCAGCAACAGCAAGCUUCAGGAGAGAGAAUGGAUGUUAAUGAAGGUGACUUUAGAAGAAUUCAGCAUUUUGAGCCAAUGCAAGGUGUGCAAGAGAGUCGGAACAGUAUGGGUCAGUUUGCUAAUAAUAGGCAGCUGCAGCCUUUGCAAGGUGUACAGGAAAUUCCACAAACGAUCAGUGGAUUCCAAUCAAAUGUUGAUGAUGGUCAUUUAAGAAUGGAUGGUGGUCAAUCAAGUGUCGAUGGGGGACAUUUAAGAAUGGAUGAAGGUCAAUCAAGUGUGGAUGGGAGACAUAUAAGAAUGGAUGUGGAUGGAGGUCAAGCACCUGUAUUUAGGGGUCAGUCAAUUUUGGAUAGGGGUCAAAGGUCCUUUAAAGAUGCAUGUUUGUAUGAUGGUCGCUUACUCAUACUUACACAGGAUGUUAUUGAAAAUUUAAGAAGAGAAAAUAUAAUAGAAAUCGGCAAGGGUUCAUUUGGAAAAGUAUAUAAAAGUGAAUCUAAAUCAGAGGACUUUGGGAUACAUGUUGUUGUCAAGAAAAUACUUGUGAUGGGACCUUCAGCAACCACAAUUAGAAGGGAAAUGAUUACAUCCAGAAUUUUGCAUCCAUUUAUUCUUCCAUUGCUAGCUGCUGUUGAGCAACCAUUACCAGAUGG